AUGGGUCCGUCUUUCGCCAUGGUGCGAUUCGCCCUGGUCGGUCUGCUGACCUUCUUCUCCAUCGCGUCGGCCCUGCCUGCCUCUAAAUUUUCACGGGCCCUGGAGGAUCCAACUACUGAUCCCUUCUACCGGCCUCCUGCUGGCUUUGAGGACAAGGCCCCCGGAACGAUUUUGGCUCAGCGCAACAUCAGCGCUGCGUUCCUCGGUCUCAUUCCGAACCCCAUUGAGGCUCAUCAGUUGCUAUACCGCACAACUGCUAUCAAUGGCUCCGCCAUCUCGACUGUGACUACAAUCUUCAAGCCAAAAGAUGCCAAGUCUGAUCGAUUUGUCUCCUUUGCCACCGCGUAUGAUAGCUCUGCGGUGAAAUGUAACCCGAGUUAUGCCUACCGACUUGGUGCAGCGCAGGACAGUCUAGUUGCCUACGCCGAGGUGUUGAUUAUCGAGGCGUAUCUACUGCUCGGAUACACCGUUGCGUCUCCAGACUAUGAGGGCCCCGAUGCGGCAUUUGGACCUGGUCGUUUGGCCGGCAUGGGUGUCUUGGAUGGCAUCCGGGCUGUGACCAAUUUCGACACUCUGGGCCUCAGUAAAGACCCCAUGGUGGUUGGCAUUGGCUACUCUGGUGGUGCCAUUGCCACAGGCUGGGCUGGCUCACUGCAGCCAAAAUAUGCACCUGAGUUGAACAUCAAGGGCUGGAUUCAGGGUGGAACUCCCUCCAACCUCACAGGCACAUUGCUCACGAUUGAUAACACGGCUUUCAGUGGAUUCUCUGCUGCAGCCGUCGUCGGCCUCUCGGUACCCAGUGCCUACGGAGCCGAGCUCAAACCCAUCAUCGACAAGAUCUUGACGGCAGAAGGCCGAAAGGUUGUUGAUGCCGCUUCCCAGCAAUGUGCGGUACAGGACCUGGUAACUUUCUUCGAGAGAUCACUGUUUGAUCCCAAGGUUCAGACCUUGGGUGAUGGCCUUCUCACCGAACCUACCAUCCAGUCUAUAUUGCAGGACAACAACAUGGGCGUGAACAAGGAUGAGACGCCGACCGCGCCCACCUUUGUAUACCAUGCCACUAAUGACGAGGUCAUUCCAUACGCCAAUGCUAGCACUUUGGUUGACUCUUGGUGUGAUUCAGGCGCGAACGUCAAGUUCACAACCUAUGCUAACGGUGGUCACGCGACCACCGAGCUCAUCGCGGUGCCGGAGGCCAUCAAGUUCCUCGAAGCUGCCUUUGACGGCAAGGUUGCCGGUGGUUGCACCAAGAAUACCGAGCUCACCAAUAUCCUCAACCCGCUGGCACUUGGCGCCUCACUGGAGCCUAUUCUCGUCAAGCUCAUUGACGGUUUGACUCACUUGGGUGAGCAGGAUGACAAUGUCAAGAAGGAUAUCUCGGUACUGGGUAUCAAGCUCCCUGUUUAA
Penicillium brevicompactum is the source of this 1407-nucleotide messenger RNA. RefSeq names its product putative secretory lipase. The record is from RefSeq and is a predicted model, not a curated record. Gene Ontology annotation, molecular function: triacylglycerol lipase activity. NCBI's taxonomy places the organism in Eukaryota, Fungi, Ascomycota, Eurotiomycetes, Eurotiales, Aspergillaceae. Gene Ontology annotation, biological process: lipid catabolic process. The transcript has a single exon. The coding region runs from base 1 to 1407 and encodes 468 amino acids.